GGCGGGGCCAGUGUGUCAGUCAGUCUACGAGCGCGCGUUACCGGGAGUAGUGCUUUGGAGUCUUAUCGCUCCGUGUAAAUUCACAAAAAUUUCACUCGCUCGGUGCAAGAUUAGAGAUACGUGAGCCGCGACGGAGAUAGAAGAGGAAAGAAGGAGAGAGACGUGAAGUCACACAAUUGCGUGUCGCUUUGCAAUUUUUUGGGCGAAGACGAGACCGCGAGGCGAGACCGACGACAGCGAGAGGAUGGCGGACACCAAGGACGACUGCGCCGACAACGUGCAGUUCUUCGAGGGUGUCGAGAAGCUCCUCGAGCUCUGGUUCAUCAGCUCCAAGGGUCUCAAGCAGCAUCAGGGUGAUCUCCGGCAGAUACCGCGGCAAAAAUGGGAGUCGUUGCUGAAGAUAGUCCGUUGCGAAAUCAUCAGUUUUUGCCGUAACGAUCAAGUGGACGCCUAUGUUCUCAGCGAGAGCAGCAUGUUUGUGUCCAAACGCAGACUUAUAUUGAAGACCUGCGGUACCACCACACCUCUGCAGUGCUUGGAGCCGCUUCUGGAGCUCGUUGAGGAGUACACUGGCUUCGACGAUGUCGAGAACGUCUUUUACUCCCGAAAGAAUUACAAGAAACCGGAAAUCCAGAUAUCGCCGCAUCAAACAUUCGAGGAAGAAGUCGCUCUGCUAGAUUCUCUCUUCUCUGAUGGCGAAGCUUACUGCAUGGGCUCGCCCGAGACGGACUGCUGGUAUCUCUACACCCUGAUUCGCGAUAAGUCGCUGCAGGACCCACCGGAACCGGAUCAAACUCUGGAAAUACUCAUGACGCAUCUAGAUCCGGACGUGAUGUCGAUCUUCACCAGAGACGUCUGCUCUUCCGCCGAUGAGGCGACAGUCAAGUCGGGAAUUGAUAAGCUCAUUCCCACUAUGAUUAUAGAUGAUUUCUUGUUCGAACCAUGCGGAUAUUCUAUGAACGGGAUAUCUAAGAAUGGCAGCUACAUGACGAUCCACAUCACGCCGGAGCCCGAGUUCUCGUACGUGUCGUUCGAAUGCAACGUCUCGGAGACAUCGUACGACGAAAUAAUUCGUCGCGUGCUGAACACCUUCAAGCCGGGCAAGUUCGUCGUGACGAUCUUCGCUAACAAGCAGUCCGCGGCGGCUAAUUGUCCGCGCGAACUCGAGAAGCGAUCCGAUUAUCUGAAUCGCUCCGGCGAUUGGCUGCGCACCGACGUGCAAUACUGUCGCUUCCCAAACUACGAUUUGACUUGCGCCUUCUUCUCGCGUUUCCCGAGCUGAGGGUUCAAGGACGCUUCA
Molecule: messenger RNA, 1300 nt
Organism: Mycetomoellerius zeteki
Lineage: Eukaryota; Metazoa; Arthropoda; Insecta; Hymenoptera; Formicidae
Gene: SamDC
Product: S-adenosylmethionine decarboxylase
Exons: 6
Coding region: 245-1282 (345 amino acids)
Biological process (GO): spermine biosynthetic process; spermidine biosynthetic process
Cellular component (GO): cytosol
Molecular function (GO): adenosylmethionine decarboxylase activity
Source: RefSeq, a predicted model, not a curated record